Hemibagrus wyckioides is the source of this 2485-nucleotide messenger RNA. RefSeq names its product G protein-coupled receptor 34 like (gene gpr34l). Gene Ontology annotation, biological process: G protein-coupled receptor signaling pathway. Bases 946 to 1926 code for a protein of 326 amino acids. NCBI's taxonomy places the organism in Eukaryota, Metazoa, Chordata, Actinopteri, Siluriformes, Bagridae. The transcript is spliced from 2 exons. The record is from RefSeq and is a predicted model, not a curated record. Gene Ontology annotation, cellular component: membrane. Gene Ontology annotation, molecular function: G protein-coupled purinergic nucleotide receptor activity.
AAAGGAAGUACUAGAAGCUAUAACAUAUGUGAGAACAGGAAAUAACACGUCUCAUCAUGAACUAUCAUACCUAGAUGUGUUUUUUUUAACCAAAUUAGGAAGCACACAACUCUAUAGAAUGUAUUUGUGUGUGUGUAGCUGUACAGUUUCCCAUCACUGGAACGAAGAUUCCCAAACCUUGUCCCAUCAUGACAAUGUCCCUGUGAACAAAGCAGCUCAAUGAAGACGUGGUGUAGAGGUGAAGGUUGGAGAAAGUGGAAGAGUGUCCAGCACAGAGCCCUGACUCUGACUCAACCCCACUGAACACCCUUUGGGAUGAACUGGAACUGGAGUCUCGUCAACAUCCCAACAUCAGAGUCUGAUCUCACUAAUACUCUUGCAGCUGAAUGAACACACAUCCCCACAGAUACUGUACACUCCAGGAUCUAGUGGAAAGCCUUGAGAUCAGAGAAGAGAAGAGAAGAAGAAGAACAACAAAGGAGAAUACAUCUAGACUCAGAUGUUUUACAAGAACAUAUGGCUGUGAUGGUCACUGGGUCAUAAAAUUAUACUGGGUGGAAAAUUUACUAGGAGCUGCCAUAAAAAUCUGGACCCUUUAAACAUUCUAGUUCAUCAUAAUAAAAGAAUGCAGCUGGUGUGUCUCAGAGAGUGCAGGCUUGUAGGCCGGGGAAAAUAUUUGGGAUGAAAGUGGUGGCAUUUUUGGAAUUUCCAAACACCUCUUAGUUUUCUGCCUGAUAUCACGUAUCAAACUGCACACCAGAGUCAUUUCCUCAUCAGUGAUGAUUGUGGGUUGUAUUUCUCUGCACCAUAUGAUCUGACACUGAUCUUUUUCUUUUUUUUUUUACCACAUAUGAGCAAACGUCAAAUCAGCUGAAAAGGUUUCCUGCACAGAGAUACGACCUUUAUUUCAGCUGCAGUGUAAAGGAAGCCGGUCACAGAGGCACAAUGUCUCUGGGACGAAACUCCAGCAAUGAUACCUGUGAGAUCGAGGAUCAUGUCCUGCCACUCCUAUUGCCCAUCAGCUACAGCAUCCUUUGCUGUUUCGGGCUCCUCAGCAACACCUUCAGCGUCUUUGUUUUCUUCGUGCACCGCCAUGCCGAUAGCUCCAUGGCGGUGUAUAUGCGUCACCUGACGCUGGCUGACUCGCUCUUGGUCUUGUCUUUGCCCCUGAGGAUCUACUACCAUAACAAGCAGGGGCCUUACUUCCUGUGCAAAGUGGUGGGUGUUUUCUUCUACAUCAAUAUGUAUGCCAGCAUCUCCUUCCUCAGCCUGAUCAGCCUGGACCGCUACCUGAAGAUCGUCAAGCCUGUCUGGGUCUUCCGUAUACAGAAGGUGCUGUGGAGUCGCAUAGCCAGCUUCAUCAUCUGGACACUUCUUUUAUUAGGAACCUCCAUGUUUUUUGUUAGUAACAAGCAGAAGAACCAUUGUGACAAGAUCUGCUUCCAUUUCCACGAUAAGGGGCCGCUAGCCGGUAGCGUCAACCUGGCUGUCGUGGCGCUCUUUGGUGCCUUGUUCCUGGUCUUCAUCGUUUUCUACGUGAAGAUUGCACUGAGGCUCAGAACCGUGGAGAUUGGAAAAAGCGACCCGAACGCACAGAACCGCAAGAAGCGACUGGUGCUGAAAACGUUCCUGGUGCCCGCUAUAUUCACGCUGUGCUUCCUGCCGUAUCAUUUGGUCAGAGCGCCGUACAUUCUGGCUCAGAUGGAUGUCAUCAAGGAAAAAGCGAGUAAGCAGCUGUUACACAACUGGAAUGAAACCACCCUGCUUCUGUCGGCGCUAAACAGCUGCCUGGACCCUAUCAUUUACUACUUCCUGUCCAGCAUAUACAGGAAGACGAUCCUAUGUGCCAUCCAGGGCCAGUUUAAAACCAUGUAUGACCUGAACAGGAGACGGAUUAGCAUUAAUCGAUCCAUUACGGAAAUUUAGCUCAAAAGACUUGUUUGAGUUACAUAUAUAUAUAUAUAUAUAUAUAUAUAUAUAUAUAUAUAUAUAUAUAUAUAUGUAUUUAUUUUAUACUACUCAUCGACUCAUGUAAACUUCCCUGUGAUUCACAAGUCUGACCUUUUAAAUGUCUUAGAUUUUCUAGUGACGUUCUGGUGACGUUUAGAUUUGACAUUUUAAUAAAAAAAUGUUUUUUGAUAUGAUAAGUGGAUUUAUAACCUGUCAAAUGAUGAAAAUGUUUGUAAAGUCUGCAGCAUCCACAUCAAAAACCUCUUCUAAACAACACGUCACUGGGAAUUUCCCCUAAAAUGAAACAUGCUUCAUCUUUCAGAUCAGCUUUUUUUUUCUUGUGGAGGAACAAAAGACAAGGCUGUAUACAGUCAACUGCCUUAUUAGUUUACAUAACUGUAGAAACAUGUAUAUAAACAUAUUUAUAGAUUUAUAGUAAUAUAUGAUGUUAUUGCAUAUUUCUGAUAUACCGAUUGUCUAUUUUUUCAUUUACUCUGGUAGUUAGAAAAGAAUCAGAAUAAAAAUCUUGUAAUUA